CCCUGUCACAUUAAACUUUCCACAAGCACCCCCCCUUUUUCCAACCUUAUCUCUUUCCAAGAAGCAGCCUUAAACCACUCUUAUAUAACCCUGUCCCCGUAUUAAUCCUCCCAUAAAUCCACAACCAAAUUACUAUCUACCAGUUCUGCUUAACACACAACCCCUUUGAGCCUUUCUUUCUCGAGAUAUGGAGCCACCCAGAAGCGUUCAUGACAUGAAGAACUCUAGAAAGAGAAAAGGGAGGAGAGAGAGUGUUAAGGUCGUGUACAUAUCAAGCCCGGUGAAGGUGAAGACCAGCGCCUCGAGAUUCAGGGCCCUGGUGCAGGAGCUCACCGGGCGCGACUCCGACGUGUCCCGGUACGUGGAAGCCAAUAACGGUUCUUAUUACCAUGAUGAUCAUUCGCAAGGAGGAGUUGUCGACAGAGGAAUAUCGAAUUCCGUCAGCGAUCGCGUGUCGGAUUCGACGACGAGCUCGGAUUCUUACUUGGAGUUGGAACCGUCGUUUGAUGAUUUGUUGAUGAACUCCAAUGGCCAAGGGGGGUUUCUUGGGAUGUUUCCGUCAUCUAAUCUGAUAUGUGAUCAGGGUUUUGAGUUUAAAUAUGGUAUUCUUGGAGAGUAUGGUGCAGUGUAAAUUUUUGUACGUACGGUUCCAUUCAAUGGGAGAUCCUUAAUUAUCUAUAGUUUUUGAACAAAUCAUAUUUUGUAAUGAGAUCUUUGUAUGAUUCAUAUCUUAAUCACUCUUGUAUCUAUAAUGUUUCUCUAUGUAUCAUGUUUUCAAUAUGCGAUUAUAUUCGGAGGUUCUUUACGUAA
Messenger RNA from Rhododendron vialii, 810 nucleotides. Its product is annotated as sigma factor binding protein 1, chloroplastic-like. The transcript has a single exon. NCBI's taxonomy places the organism in Eukaryota, Viridiplantae, Streptophyta, Magnoliopsida, Ericales, Ericaceae. The record is from RefSeq and is a predicted model, not a curated record. Bases 188 to 631 code for a protein of 147 amino acids.